GGCGAGCGGAGGGCGCGCUGGGUGAUGAGUUGCCGCAGGGGCAGGGGGCCGAGCAGUUGCUGCCGGCGCCUGGAGACUCUGACAUCUGGCGUCCCUAGGGGUCGAGGGACCCUCGGGAGGGCAGCAACGAGGACCGUUUGGCCGCUGCUUGUCCCUGUGAUCACCCUCUGUCCUCGCCAUUGGCGUGCGACGCCCGCCAUGGAAGCGCAUCGGGCCGCCACCGAGGCCUCCGGGCGCCGGGGCCCCGGCUCCCCGGAGCGAUGAGGGGGUAGGGGCGCCCCGCGGCCCGCCUGCCUCCCGCGCUCCGGCCGCCCCGGACAGAAGGAGGGUCGGGUGGGCGGUCGGUCAGCGCCGCCGUGCCCGCCCCGCCCCCUGGGGGCGCUGCCGAGGGGCGCCCGCCCGGCCGCUGAAGCCCGGGACGCGCCGCCCGCCCGCGCCCUCCGCCCCCCAAGAUGUGGCAGAACGUCGGGCUGACCGUGCUCGUGUUCGUGGCCACGCUGCUGAUCGUCCUGCUGCUGAUGGUGUGCGAGCACUCACUCUAAUGACAGGAAACAAUGUCUCCUGAACCCUAGAGGCUCCCUCACCACCGAGAGUGCCCUGCUGCUCACGUCUGCUACUUCCCUCAGUCAGUGCACAGAGGAGUGACCCGUGCUGCGGCCUGGCCUGGAGGCUUUGAGCAGAAAUAUGACUGAUGAGCUGGCAAAGUCCUGGAUGCUAAAUAUUUGGAUUCACUAGCUUUCAAUAUGUGAAAAUGGAAUAUAAAAGGAAGUUAAAACAAGCUCAGCAUUUUACAACCUUAGCUUCAGUGCAGGUUUCAAGGUCUAUAGAAAGAGACAGUCGCUUUAUUGUAUUUGGAGAAUGAAAUAGUUUUGCAAAGGAAAAAAGAUAAAACAGAACCAGCCAGCACUGGCAGAGCCAUUGCAGCAGGGCGCCACGGACAUGGACCAAGGUGCUUUCCAACCUUCAGUCACCCUCCCUGUCAAGAGGUGGACCAGAUGCCCCCAGAAGCUGCAGCACUUGUGUCUAAGCAGCCUGAGGCCUGCGUCAGAUGCAGCCAUCCCAGAAUCGUUUGUUUCCUGCUGUCUCUGCGAGCUGGUCUCUCCUGCAUGUGUGACUUCCACAGUUGUUUUCCAGCCAGCCUGAAGCUGCAAACUUGCUGGGAGGCACAUACUAUCCAGACCCUGAGAAAUCAAGGGAGACAUCAGUAAAGCUAUGUGGAUUCCACCCCUCCAGCAGGACCUGAGGGUCUGGGAGCAGAGGCCAGAUGGACCCUUGAGUGAAGAGAAGUCUUCCCUAAGCCCAGAUGCCACCCACAUGUUGUGGCCUGUCCCGGCAGGCACCCUGCAAAAGUGGGUGGAGUACCUGGUGCCCACUGUCACGCGUGGCAAUGACUCCUAUGUGCACACGUUUUUGCUAAGCUACAGGAACUUCGCCACUCCCCAGCAGGCGCUGGAUCUGCUUUUCCACAGAUACAGAAGCAUCAUUUCGGAUUAUCAUGGGGAUGGCGGACCCCUGGAGCAGCUAAAAUGCGCCAUGUCCUCCAUCCUAAAGAUCUGGCUGGAAUUCUAUUCCAUUGAUUUCCACGAGCCUCCUGAAUUUCCUUCUUUGAAGUUUCUGUUGGCCUAUAUACAAGUCAAUCUGCCAGGUUCAGAGGUGGAGCUCAAGGCUGAUCUUCUGGCCCAGCUGGAGAAACUGGAGCACCUGGAGCCCAGUGAGGCGGAGACUGAGUGUGAGGAGGAAGAGGUUGUUGUCACUCCAGUUCCAGCUUCUGCCCAGGCUGAACAACUGUCCCAAGAGCUAAAGACAUCUUCAGCUCCAGCGCCAGCUCGACCUCCACUUCCAGAGCCAGAGCCUGAGCAAGAUCCGGAGCCCAAGCCAGAGCAAGAGCAAGAUUUAGAGCCAGAACAAGAGACAGAGCCUGACUCAGAGCAAGAGCCAGAGCCCAAGCCAGAGGAAGAUCAAGAGCAGGAGCAAGAUCCAGAGGAAGAGAAAGAGUCAGAGCCCGAGCCCGAGCCCGAGCCCGAGCCAGAGCCAGAGCCCGAGCAAGAUCCUGAGCCUCUAACCACGUGUGGCUAGUGAGCAAAUGAAAUGUGACUAGCCUGAACUGAGACGUGCCAUUAACUAUAGAAUACAUACCAAAUUUCUCAGAUUUUUUUUUUUUGACCAAACCCCCGGCACGGUGUGGUCUGCACCACGCUCAGCCAGUGAGCGCACCGGCCAUCCCUAUAUAGGAUCCGAACCCGUGGCCUCGGCACUACCAGCGCCACACUCUCCCAAGUGAGCCACGGGGCCAGCCCUAAAUUUCUAACAUUUUACAUGAUAAAAAGAAUGUAAAAUAUCUCACUAACCUUUUUGUUUGGCAUUAAU
This is a messenger RNA of Cynocephalus volans (Philippine flying lemur), 2367 nucleotides long. RefSeq names its product ral guanine nucleotide dissociation stimulator-like. Bases 1213 to 2076 code for a protein of 287 amino acids. The transcript has 10 exons. Lineage: Eukaryota; Metazoa; Chordata; Mammalia; Dermoptera; Cynocephalidae. The record is from RefSeq and is a predicted model, not a curated record.